This is a messenger RNA of Closterium sp. Naga37s-1, 2403 nucleotides long. The record is from the annotation of a GenBank genome assembly. Lineage: Eukaryota; Viridiplantae; Streptophyta; Zygnematophyceae; Desmidiales; Closteriaceae.
AUGUGGGGAAGGUUUGGAGGUGGAAAAUCCGUACCCGGGAGAAUAAAGCUCACCAGGGGUGAGCCUCAGCAAGCCAUAAGUCCGACGAGUGCCGUGAGAGCACGCGAGGGUCCUGACAUUGAUGCUGCCGAAAUUCUUAGACCUUCAAACGAGGAGAGACAGCUAGCUUCGAAAUCUGGAAUACAAGAGGCCUCUCCACCAGUUGCGGAAACGGCUCCAGCCGUAGUAGAGCCGAUGCCCGAGUCAAGAUCCCUGGAUACUGCUAGGGUUGCCAAAUUCAGAAAGGAAUUAUCGGCUCCUGCAGUUGACCUAGAUGCUCUUCGGGAGCUUUCAUGGAGUGGCAUACCUCCCAACUUAAGACCAACUGUCUGGCGUCUUUUACUGGGAUACGCACCGCCAAAUGCGGAUAGAAGAGAGACAGUUUUGGCCAGGAAACGUCAAGAGUACAGGGAGUGGGUUCCCCAGUAUUAUGACAUUCCAAAUGAAGACCGCAGUGAUGAUGAAAUUCACACUCUUCGCCAGAUAUCUGUAGAUUGCCCGAGAACUGUUCCAGAUGUCCCCUUCUUCCAGCAAACCUUGAUGCAGACAGCAAUUGAGCGUGUACUCUACAUUUGGGCUAUACGCCACCCAGCCAGUGGAUAUGUUCAAGGAAUUAACGACCUGCUGACUCCAUUCCUCACAGUGUUUCUUUCGGAGAUAUUUGAAGGAGACAUUGAUACCUGGGUGGUUUCAAAGCUUUCUGAAGACACCCUCUUGCAAGUCGAGGCAGAUAGUUACUGGUGUCUGUCCAAGUUGCUUGAUGGCAUCCAAGACCACUAUACUUUUGCACAGCCAGGCAUCCAGCGCCUUGUUUUCCGCCUCAAGGAGCUUGUGAGAAGGAUUGAUGAGCCUGUUUCUCGACACAUGGAAGAGCACCACUUGGAAUUUCUUCAGUUCGCGUUCCGGUGGUUCAACUGCCUGCUUAUCCGUGAGAUUCCGUUCUCUAUUGUGGGAAGAUUGUGGGACACAUAUCUUUCAGAGGGUGAUGGUUUUGCAGAGUUCCUGGUUUACCUAUGUGCAAGUUUCCUGCUCACCUGGUCAGAACAACUUCAACAGAUGGACUUCCAAGAAAUGUACUCCGUGAUGGCUGAGACCAAGGAAACCUAUCAGGAGGAAGAGCUCGUAGACUUCGAAGAGGAAGAAGAAGCCGCUCCCGAUGCCGGAGCUGCCAAAACGACAGAAGCAGCUAGGAAGGGAUAUGUGGGGAUUCAUAGCUCAGGUUUUCGUGACUUCCUUCUCAAGCCCGAGCUGCUUCGCGCUAUUGUGGACUGUGGUUUUGAACACCCAUCAGAAGUGCAACACGAGUGUAUUCCCCAGGCCAUUCUUGGCAUGGAUGUGAUCUGUCAAGCCAAGUCUGGUAUGGGGAAGACAGCUGUGUUUGUGCUGGCAACGCUUCAGCAGAUCGAACCAGUAGCUGGGGAGGUGUCGGCGCUGGUCCUCUGCCACACCCGUGAACUCGCAUAUCAGAUCUGUAACGAGGUUCAGAGGUUUACCACUUACCUUCCGGAUGUCAAAGUCGCGGUCUUCUACGGUGGCGUGGCGAUCAAGACGCACAAGGAUAUGCUCAAGAACGAAUGCCCGCACAUUGUCGUUGGAACUCCCGGUCGUAUUCUCGAUCUUGCUCGGCAGAAGGAUCUGAACCUGAAGCAUGUUCGCCACUUCAUUCUUGAUGAAUGCGACAAGAUGCUGGAGUCACUCGAUAUGCGGAGGGAUGUUCAGGAGAUCUUCAAGCUUACUCCUCACGACAAGCAGGUCAUGAUGUUUUCCGCGACGCUCAGCAAGGAGAUUCGCCCCGUCUGCAAGAAGUUUAUGACCGAUCCGAUGGAGAUCUACGUUGAUGACGAAACGAAGCUCACACUUCAUGGACUUGUUCAGCACUACAUUCAAUUGAAGGAGAACGAGAAAAACAGAAAGCUAAACGACCUUCUUGAUGCUCUUGACUUCAAUCAAGUCGUCAUCUUUGUCAAAUCAGUGAACCGCGCUGCUCAGCUGAACAAGCUCCUGGUGGAAUGCAAUUUCCCUGCUAUUAGCAUUCAUUCUCAGAUGACACAGGAGGAGAGGCUGACUCGCUACAAGGCGUUCAAGGAGGGACACAAGCGCAUCCUGGUGGCAACAGAUCUUGUGGGGCGUGGCAUUGACAUCGAGCGAGUCAAUAUCGUCAUCAACUACGACAUGCCUGAAAAUGCAGACACGUAUCUUCAUCGGGUUGGCCGUGCUGGUCGUUUUGGCACAAAGGGUCUAGCUAUCACUUUUGUGAGCUCAGAGGAGGAUUCGAAGAAGCUGGAUCAGGUUCAGUCACGGUUUGAAGUUGACAUCAAGGCCUUGCCAGAGCAGAUUGACACGUCUACGUAUAUGCCUUCUUAG